AACCACGUGUUUAACAAAAACAAAAGUUUGCUUUCAUUUUUUGUAAUAUGGCAAUUUUACACGAACGAAGGACGUAUACACAGUUUACUACAGCCAGACUAUAGGAGCACGGCGCAUGCGUGAGAUAACGCUAAAAUUCCAAACCGGAAAGCGAGUGAUUCCCGAGUGAUUCAUCUCAAACACACACGAUCUUCGUUGCAACUCCAGCAGGCAACUCUGAGGCUCAAAACAAGAUACCUUCCUCUGGAGCUGGGCACACAGGAGGGAAGGGGAGAGCUUCACCCUGUUCUCCUGGCCGGCCCUCAGGAAAGCGGCUAGCCAUGGAUGACAACUCCUCACUGGGCAAAGUCAGCAGCUCCACUGAGUCCGUGGCCACCGUCACUAGUGAGGAGUUUGUUCUGGUGCAGUCCAGCUCUGCAGGCUCGCCGCAGGGCUCUGAGGGAAAACCGAGACUCAAGAUGUCUUGGAAUGGGAGUGAACAGCUGGAAAAAGCUAUGGAGGAGGUGUUGGAUGAUGAUGAUGAAGUGAAGGUGGAGAAGAGCAAUGUGGAAAAGAUGGAGAAGCAGAAGGAGCCAGAGAGCCGAGUCCUACAGACCCAGCCUGCAGGUACACAUUCAGAAGCAUGUCCACCACCACAAAGCCCAACGGUCCUGGAGGAGGACAGUGUGCAGUUCAACAAGCUGUCCUACCUGGGUUGCACCUGGGUCAAAGCCCCUCGUAAUGAGGCGGAGGCACAGAGGGCCAUGGCCACCCUGCGAGCUGAAAGCGCCAUCCCCAUCCCCAUCACGCUGCACGUCCCCUGUGGUCCUGAGGGCUCUGUCAGGGUUGUGGACCAGGCUACAGGCAUAGAGAUCGCCUCCUUCCCGAUCUACAAGGUGCUGUUCUGUGCUCGAGGUCAAGAGGGCUCGGUGGAAAGUGACUGUUUUUCCUUCACCGAGAGUUACCGGAGCUCGGAGGACUUCCAGAUCCAUGUUUUCUCCUGCCACAUCAAGGAGGCUGUCAGUCGUAUCUUGUACAGCUUCUCUACGGCCUUUCGGCGUUCUUCACGACCAGCAGACAUCAGAGACACGACGCUGUCCAGUCCACCUGACGGCGAUCUCUAUACCUUCACUGUUACACUGGAGAUCAAAGAGGAUGAUGGCAAAGGCAACUACAACCCCGUGCCCAAGGACAGAGAAAAGUUCUACUUCAAGCUGAGACAGUCCGUCCAGAAGAAGGUCGUGGUUUCAGUCCAACAGAUGUGUAACAAGGAGCUGGGCAUCGAGAGGUGUUUUGGGAUGCUGCUGAGUCCAGGACAGAAGGUCUGCAACAGUGACAUGCAUCUACUAGAGAUGGAGUCGAUGGGGAAGAGCUCUGACGGGAAGGCCUACAUCAUCACAGGAACUUGGAACCCCAACAUGGCGGCCUUUCAACCACUGAAUGAAGACACGCCUAAAGGUUAUUAUUACUCCUUUUCUUUCUUUCUCCUUCUAGCUUGAUGUGACCUGUUUUGGUUUGUACCACUUUCAUAGAGGAUAAAGUUUCAACACUGAUCCGAGAUACCAAAGCCAAAAACGGGGCUGCGUUUGCAUUCUUGCCUUGAAAACCUCAAACAGCAUAACAGCCCAAAUAAAUAAAAUGCAACAGGAUUUAUUUCCAUACAUU
Molecule: messenger RNA, 1644 nt
Organism: Neolamprologus brichardi
Lineage: Eukaryota; Metazoa; Chordata; Actinopteri; Cichliformes; Cichlidae
Source: RefSeq, a predicted model, not a curated record